Molecule: messenger RNA, 390 nt
Organism: Clonostachys byssicola
Lineage: Eukaryota; Fungi; Ascomycota; Sordariomycetes; Hypocreales; Bionectriaceae
Source: the annotation of a GenBank genome assembly
AUGCUUAACUUCAAGACUAGGGUUUGGUUGGAUGCCUCUAGGAAUGCCCCCACUCGCCCUGCCCGGAAUGCCAAACUAGAACUGGUAUGGGAGGCCGUCGGCGAUCCCUUUUCCCUACGGAGCACGCCGAACAUCAUUCACACUCCACGCUUCACUAUCCCAAGCCCCAUCUCAAGUUCAACAGCCAACUGGGAACAUAUCAACCAAAUGGCCUCCCUCAAAGCUACUCUGCUAUGCAUCGCCAUUGGCUUUGCCACCACUUCUGCCGCUCCUGUUGCCCAGGGAUUCGAGCCUCCCGGAAAAGAGUGCUGGAGCAACGCCGACUGCUACCGCGCCUACUUCUGCUCAUUCCCAUUCGAGGGAAAGCCGGGCGUGUGCACAUACGGCUAA